Molecule: messenger RNA, 924 nt
Organism: Sturnus vulgaris (Common starling)
Lineage: Eukaryota; Metazoa; Chordata; Aves; Passeriformes; Sturnidae
Source: RefSeq, a predicted model, not a curated record
GAGCGUCCUGCCGGGACACAGCCCCUGCGAUCGCUGGCCAAAGCCUGGCCUGACACAUGCUGGAGCAGCGUACCACCUUUAUCUUACCUGGCUUUAUUUCUAUUAUCGCCAUAGAUGUUUCAGGAGAAAAGAUGUAGACGUGACCCAAAACCCCUUAAUAGGGACUGUUUGAAUUUUGAGCCUGUUCUCUGAAUAGGCAGACAAAGUUUCUAGAUUAUUUGGGUUAUUACAGAAAAGCAGUAGUAAUAAUUUUGGAAGAACGUGAUGUUGGAAUUCCUGUGUCUAAGAAUUAAAAUUUAUCUCCUAAUUUGCUCGGAAAUGUAUGGCAGUUUAGCAAUUGGAUUUGUAUUAAUACUAAGUCAUGUUAUUCUUUAGCACUUAGAUCAAAAAGAAGAAAUAACCACUAACAGCUGAAACAUACAGAUUGUCUCUUCCACUCUGGCUAGGCAGGACCAAUGGAGACUUCUGAUGGAGAAAGUUUGGGUGUAGCCACCUCCACAACUUCUGAUGAGUUUGAUGCAGUUGUUGGCUAUCUGGAGGAUAUCAUAAUGGAUGAUGAUUUCCAAUUAAUGCAGAGGAACUUUUUGGAGAAGCACUACCAGGAGUUUGAUGACUCAGAAGAAAACAAGCUCAUCUAUACGGACAUUUUUAAUGAAUAUAUCUCUUUAGUAGAGAAAUACAUUGAAGAGAAGUUGCUUGAUCGGAUUCGUGGGUUUGAUAUGGUUGCUUUCACAGUGUCAUUGCAACAACACAAAGAUGAAAUGCCAGGUGAUAUAUUUGACCUGCUGCUCACAUUUACAGACUUCCUGGCUUUCAAAGAAAUGUUCUUGGAAUACAGAGCUGAAAAAGAAGGUCGAAGUCUGGACUUAAGCAGUGCGUUAGUGGUGACUUCAUUAAACCAUUAAACAAGUCAUUCUGAAGGGA